AUGUUUGUACCUACGAUCAAAUACAAAAGAGUCUCUGAACAAACCAAAGAGAAAGAGAAUAAAGAAGUUGAAAUAAAAAGAGUCGAGUUGGAAGUUCCAAAGGCUGUUGGUUCAACAACUGUCCCCAGUGUUUUCAAUCCACCCCAAAAGCCGGUGGUUGUCCCUAGACCCACUACUGUUACUGCUACACCUCCAGUAGGCAGCUUUGUUGUUUCUAUACCUGCAAUACCAAAGUCUGUUAUUAGUGCCAUUACCACAGAACCUAUCAAGGAUCCCGAGCCAGAAAAUGUGCUAGAUAGCGAAAAUAAAGAAAGUCUGGAUGAAGUGCUGGUAGUUGUGGAGCCAAGUAUUGAAGUGGACCCGAUUGACAAGGAGCGGAUUGUGAUUACAUUAUCGACUGGUAAACAAUACAAGGCCGAUCGCUACUGUCCUCAUGCGGGUGCAGAUCUAAGUUUUCAUGGCAUAAUUGGUGAAGACGAUUAUCCUCCCGAAAUUGGACCCAUCCUGACAUGCGGAAUCCACUACUGGGAAUUUGUUCUCGACAGACAAGGUGUCGGGCACAACGGAAUGGUAUCGAUUGAAGCUUGUCCAGUCACGUGCAAAAGCGGAUCAAGUAAAUUAGAGUGGUGAAAGAAAGAAAAAGUCAAAUUGAGUGUGCCAGUUGAAAUCAAAUAAAGAAGUAACAUAUAUAUAUAUACUAAAAAAAAGGCACAAACUGUUAUUAAUAAGAAGGAUAUAAAAGUUAAGAAAAGAAAUGACAGCAGCUUUUCUUUUUUUUAUAUGGAUAAUUAACUAAUUAUACAUCUACAAUAUUAUACACAAUAAUGGAUGGUGUAUGAUAAACACUAGUGAUACUGGUAAUAAUAACGAGUAAAAUGAAAGCAAAUG
This is a messenger RNA of Phycomyces blakesleeanus NRRL 1555(-), 888 nucleotides long. RefSeq lists its product as hypothetical. Lineage: Eukaryota; Fungi; Mucoromycota; Mucoromycetes; Mucorales; Phycomycetaceae. Gene Ontology annotation, molecular function: 2 iron, 2 sulfur cluster binding. The coding region runs from base 1 to 630 and encodes 209 amino acids. The transcript has a single exon. The record is from RefSeq and is a predicted model, not a curated record.